AUGCGAGGCCUCCAGCCUCAACGACAAUACUACUCUGCUGCUUCUAUGGCAAGCUCAUCGGAUUAUCUGGACCACAUAUAUACUGCUUGGCGUCAAGAUCCAGCUUCUGUCCAUUCUUCCUGGCGAGAAUAUUUCAAUGCCGUCGAAAAUGGCCUCCCAACCUCGGAGCCUACGUUUGAGCCGCUUGAAAAGUCUCAAUUGUUCUUGAAUACAAACAACAAGGGUGUCGGCAAGGAGUUUCCAGCUUCAUCUACUACGCUCGAUCAUUAUUCCAAGACCGUGCGCUUAGUCCGCGCCUAUCAAGAUUUUGGUCACAAGAAGGCCAAAACAAAUCCACUUAAUCUCCCCGAGAAGAGAUUCGUGUAUCCAGAGGAACUCAAACUAGAAUUUUAUGGAUUCACCGAGUCUGAUAUGGAUCAUGAAGUUGUUCUCGGUCCUGAAGUGCUACCAUACUUCGUCUCAGCUGGCACUCGAACAAUGACCCUCCGAGAGAUUAUCAAAACUUGCGAGAGUUUAUACUGCGGAUCGAUUGGUGCUGAGUGUAGUCACGUUGAAACUAUCGAGGAACGUCAAUGGAUUCGUGAGCGACUAGAAGUCCCCGAGCCUUACCGGUUCACCCCAGAAGAGAAAAAGCGAAUCCUUGAUCGUCUUGUUUGGACAACCAAUUUCGAGAAAUUCAUGUCCGCCAAGUUCCCCAAUGCUAAGCGAUUCAGUAUUGAAGGUGUCGAGACUCAGAUCCCGGCUUUAAAAGCGAUUAUCGAUGCAAGCGCAGAAAAUGGUGUCAAGAAUAUUAUCUUCCCUUGCUGUCACCGUGGCAAGUUGAAUGUGCUCAGCAAUGUAGGUCGAAAGCCAAACGAGCUGAUCUUCAGUGAAUUUUCUUCCGAUUCAGAAUCUCGUCAGAAUAUCUCAGGUGACGUCAAAUACCACCUUGGAAUUAGCCAUGAUCGAAAAACUCCCAGUGGAAAAGAUGUGAAUGUUUUGAUAUUGCCAAACCCAUCUCACCUGGAAGCCCAGAAUACACUUGGCCAAGGCAUGGCGCGAGCUGUCCAGCACCAGAAUCACGGGGAUCGAGCGUCUACAAUGGUUUUGAACAGUCACACGGAUGCCUCUUUCUCUGGUCAGGGAGUCAUCUACGAAACCUUGGGGCUCUCUGGGUUGAAAUUCUACGAAACGGGUGGUACUGUGCACUUGAUUAUCAACAACCAAAUCGGAUUCACCACGGACGCCGACUCUUCGCGAACCUCGCCCUAUGCGUCAGAUAUAGCAAAGAGCAUUGCCGCCCCCAUAUUUCACGUUAAUGCGGAUGAUGCCGAGGCCGUGGUUUUUGUUUGCAAGAUGGCUGCGGAUUAUCGCGCAAGAUUUGGCAAAGAUUGCUGGGUUGACAUGAUCUGCUACAGAAAGCAUGGUCACAAUGAAAUGGAUCAGCCGUUCUUUACUCAACCGAUGAUGUACGAGCAGAUCGAGAAGAAGACUCCUCACCUUGAAUCAUACACAAAGAAACUGGCACAGGAAGGAGUGGUCACAGUGGAUGAAGUCAAACAGAUGGAGGUCAGGGUUUGGGAGGAGAUGGCUAGGAGUCUUGAAAAUAGCACAAGUCCCGAGGCACUUGAGCGUGAGUAUCUCACUGCCCCAUGGCGGGAUAUGAAGACACCAGAAGAGGUCACGCGGGAGAGCUUUGCAGCAAAGGCAACUUCUAUUGACCACGAUAUGGUUGGAACGAUCGCAAGCAAGCUCGGCGUUCCUGCAGAGCCAUUCCAACUACACAAAAGCUUGAGACGAAUUCUUCAAAAGCGCCAGCAGAGCCUAGCAGAUGGUCGGGAUAUUGAUUGGGCCACGGCUGAGGCUCUGGCAAUGGGGAGUUUAUGCCUCGAAGGGCAUCAUGUUCGUGUCUCCGGCCAAGACGUUGAGCGCGGUACUUUCUCACAACGCCAUGCCGUGCUUCAUGAUCAAAAAGACGGAGGAGCCUAUUUACCACUGAACAAUCUCAGCCCGGGUCAAGGCGAAUUCACUAUUGGGAACUCUUCACUGAGCGAAUAUGGCGUAAUGGGGUUCGAUUACGGUUAUUCUUGCAUGUACCCGAAUAGCUUGGUGAUGUGGGAGGCACAAUUUGGCGACUUUGCAAACAACGCACAAUGUAUCAUCGACCAAUUCAUCUCAUCCGCAGAGAAUAAAUGGCUCCUGCGCUCUGGGCUUGUUUUAUCUCUGCCUCAUGGGUUUGAUGGACAGGGACCAGAGCAUUCUUCGGCCCGAAUGGAGCGUUUUCUGCAGUUAUGCAGCGAGGAUGGCCGCUUCUUUCCGACAGAGAAACAGAUUGAGAGACAGCAUCAAGACGCCAACAUGCAAGUGGUUCAAAUGACUACCCCGGCCAACAUUUUCCAUGUGUUGAGACGACAGUUGCACAGAGAUUUCAGGAAGCCCCUUAUUCUAUUUUUCUCGAAGUCUCUGCUACGCCAUCCCUCAGCGAAGUCUCACAUCGAGGAAUUCACAGGAGACUCUCAGUUCCAACCUCUGAUUGCUGACCCGGCACAUGGCACUGCAAUCGCCAUACCCUCGGAAAUCAAAAGAGUCAUCUACUGUUCUGGGCAAGUUUAUUUCGCGCUGGCAAGCUACCGCGAUGCGCAUGGGAUAACAGACACGGCGAUUACCCGCAUUGAGCAGCUACAUCCUUUCCCUUGGGAGCAAGCGAGGGAUAAUCUCAUUCAGUAUUCAAACGCCUCUGAUAUUGUCUGGUGCCAAGAGGAGUCUUUGAACGACGGACCGUGGUCUUUUGCAAAGACUCGUCUAGAAACGAUUUUUGAUACCACGGGCCAGCACAAGGGUCGUCGCCUGCGUUUUGCAGGUCGUGGGGCAACGCCCAGUGUCGCCACGGGGUUUGGUAAAGAGCACCGGGCACAGGAAGCAGCCUUACUGGAAGAAGCAUUUCAAAGAUCAGGGUGA
This is a messenger RNA of Penicillium cosmopolitanum, 2937 nucleotides long. Its product is annotated as 2-oxoglutarate dehydrogenase family protein. Gene Ontology annotation, molecular function: oxoglutarate dehydrogenase (succinyl-transferring) activity; thiamine pyrophosphate binding. Gene Ontology annotation, biological process: tricarboxylic acid cycle. Bases 1 to 2937 code for a protein of 978 amino acids. The transcript has 3 exons. Gene Ontology annotation, cellular component: mitochondrion; oxoglutarate dehydrogenase complex. NCBI's taxonomy places the organism in Eukaryota, Fungi, Ascomycota, Eurotiomycetes, Eurotiales, Aspergillaceae. The record is from RefSeq and is a predicted model, not a curated record.